AUGUGGUGCAAGGUUAAUCGCAAUCGUCUGCGAGUUCCGGUGCAACGUUUAACACCAAGUCUUCGUCCAUUUAGUUUUGUUGGAGUAGACUACAUGGGACCGUUCGAAGUGACCGUGGGACGCAGAAGGGAGAAACGGUGGAUAGCACUAUUCACCUGCCUGGUUACGCGGGCGGUGCAUCCUGAGGUCGUACAUGGACUGACAACACAAUCGUGCUUGAUGGCGAUAAGUCGUUUCAUUGGACGACGAGAUUGGCCAAUAGAGUUUCUGUCGGAUAACGGGACCAAUUUCCAAGGGGCAAGCAAAGAGCUGGUGGCACUCAUUAAGGACAUCGAGUUUGAUUGUGCAGACGAGUACGCAAACGCUAAAACGAAAUGGACGCUCAAUCCUUCCGCUUCACCCCACAAGGGAGGUGUGUGGGAACGCUUAGUCCGCUCAACGGUGAUUGUGGAAGCCGAGCACAUGAUAAACUCCCGACCUCUCGCAUAUACGUCUCAGGAGUCUGAGGAAGCAGAAGCUUUGACUCCAAACCAUUUUUUGCGUGGCCCCCCCUCGAAGCGACAAGACGUAGGUAUCCCGCCGGCAAAUCCUAGUGAAGCUCUGCGGGAUGCGUACAAACGAUCACAACAGUCGUGA
Messenger RNA from Wyeomyia smithii (pitcher-plant mosquito), 636 nucleotides. RefSeq lists its product as uncharacterized. The transcript has 2 exons. The coding region runs from base 1 to 636 and encodes 211 amino acids. Lineage: Eukaryota; Metazoa; Arthropoda; Insecta; Diptera; Culicidae. Gene Ontology annotation, molecular function: nucleic acid binding. The record is from RefSeq and is a predicted model, not a curated record.